Messenger RNA from Condylostylus longicornis, 1832 nucleotides. RefSeq lists its product as uncharacterized. Bases 226 to 1257 code for a protein of 343 amino acids. Gene Ontology annotation, cellular component: nucleus; cytosol. Lineage: Eukaryota; Metazoa; Arthropoda; Insecta; Diptera; Dolichopodidae. The record is from RefSeq and is a predicted model, not a curated record. Gene Ontology annotation, biological process: purine ribonucleoside salvage. The transcript has 4 exons. Gene Ontology annotation, molecular function: adenosine kinase activity.
AUUAACCUGUUAUGACCUACAAAAAAUGUGGAAAUGGUUCUUGGGGUGGGAAUUAAAAUUUUUGUAAACAAUCAAAUUUUGUUUGUGUUUUUAAGAGCUUUAAUUGUGAAUUUAAGCGAUAAGCAAACAUAGAAACUAGAAUUUUUAGUUAAGAUUAAUUACUGUGUAGAAUUACAAGGUUGAUCGAGAGUAUCAAAUUUAUUAGCAUACAUUUUCCUUGAAGUCAUGAAUUUAAGAGAAGGGAUUGUUUUAGGAGUUUGCAAUGCAUUACUUGAUAUUUCAGCCAAUGUCGAUGAGCAAUUUCUGAAAAAAUAUAAUUUGGAACGAGAUAAUGCAAUAUUAGCUGAACCUCAGCACAUGCCAAUAUACGAUGAUCUAAUAACACAUUUUAAUCCAGAUUAUAUUGCUGGUGGCUCAGUACAAAAUUCGUUGCGUGUAGCCCAGUGGAUUUUAGAAAAACCAAAUAUUACAGUUUAUUUUGGAUGUGUAGGUGAUGAUAAGUAUGCAAAAAUUUUAGAAGAAAGAGCUAAAGCAGAUGGUGUUAAUGUACAAUAUCAACAUACAUCUGAAGCACCAACUGGAACAUGUGCUGUUUUAGUUACUAAUACACAUCGUUCACUAUGUGCAAAUUUAGCAGCAGCUAUCCAUUUUUCCAUUGAUCAUAUACAAAAACCAGAAAAUAAAAAAUUAAUUGAUAAUGCUGAGUAUUAUUAUAUAUCUGGCUUUUUUGUAGCUGUGAGUGUACCUACUAUAAUUGAAAUAGCAAAAACCGCUCUCGAACACAAUCGUUUAUUCAUAAUGAAUUUAAGUGCACCAUACAUCCCGUUAGCUUUCAAAGAUGCUUUAGAGGAAUGUUUACCUUAUGUAGACAUUAUAUUUGGAAAUGAAGGGGAAGCCGAAGCAUUUGCGCAAGCACAAAAUUGGGAUACUAAAGAUUUAAGAGAAAUCGGUAAAAAAAUGUUACAACUACCGAAAGCUAAUAAGAAGCGAUCAAGAGUUGUGAUUUUAACUCAAGGAAAAGAUCCAGUUCUUUUAAUUGAAAAAGAUAAAAUUUCCGAAUUUAAUGUCCCACUUUUAGAACAUGACAAAAUGGUUGAUACAAAUGGAGCUGGUGAUGCAUUUGUUGGUGGUUUUAUAGGGCAAUUGGUACAGGGAAAAUCAUUUGAUGUAUGUAUUCGUUGUGGAAUAUGGGCAGCACGUCAAAUUAUUCAACGCAGUGGUUGUACAUUUGAAGGAAAAGCUGAUUUUAAAGAAUAAAAUAUUUGUUAAUUAUUAGAAAAAGAAAAAUAAUGUACUUCCCAAACAAAAACAUUCAAAAAAUUUCUUAAUAUUUGAUUAAUAAUUUAUUAAAGCAAUAUUUUGGUUGUUAAUAUAACCAUCUAGAUUAAACAAAAACUAUUUUUUUUUUUAUUUAAUAUUCAAUAAUAAAAAAAAUUAUUAAUUUUAAAUUUGAAAUUUUGCUACUAACCACUUUUGUAAAAAAUAGUUGGUUUAACAAUAUUCUAAAUGGUUUUGUACUUAUUUGAAUAUCAAAAAAAAAAAAAUAUUGUUAUAUUGUAAUUUAAAUUUCACUAAACAGCUUUAAUUGUUAGAAAAUUGUAUUUUUUUAAAUAAAAAUAUAAUGGGAAUCGCGCACAUUAUAUUAUUUCAAAUCAAUAGGUUUCCAAAAAUGAUUCGGAAUUAAAAUUUUUUCUUUGUAAAAUGAUGAUUGUUAUAAUGUUAACAAAAACUGCUGUUUUUUUUGUAAAGAUGCUAAUUAGAGUAAUUAAAAAAUUAUAUAAAUUAUAUUUCCAAUUAAAAAAGUUUCUUACUAAGUACAUGUAUACAAACCU